AUUCAGAAGUUUCACAUGUUGCUAUUUAUAUUGUCCGCUGCGACAAGAAAUAUCUCCGUUCUCCCCCUUUUCUUACUUUACUGCUCGUCGAAUCCCGCUUCCGAUCGAUCUGAAGAUUUGUGCUCUCGCUCUCUUCCUCUCCUUCUCCGAUCGUUGUUCUCUUUCAGAUUCAGAUCCGCGAGGUUAAACAUGGUUCUCACAAGAAUAGGCCUUGCCGGUCUUGCUGUGAUGGGCCAAAACCUGGCCUUGAACAUUGCUGAGAAAGGAUUUCCUAUUUCUGUAUACAAUCGAACCACCUCAAAAGUUGAUGAGACUGUGGAACGAGCUAAACUCGAGGGGAACCUCCCUGUUUAUGGUUUCCAUGAACCUGAAGCUUUUAUCAACUCGAUCCAGAAGCCCCGUGUUGUCAUCAUGCUCGUGAAAGCCGGUGCACCAGUGGAUCAAACCAUAACCACGCUUUCAGCUCACAUGGAAGUGGGUGACUGCAUAAUUGACGGAGGCAAUGAAUGGUACGAGAACACUGAGAGGCGCGAAAAAGCAAUGGCUGAACUUGGCCUCCUGUAUCUUGGAAUGGGAGUCUCCGGCGGAGAGGAGGGUGCGCGAAAUGGCCCUUCAUUGAUGCCUGGAGGAUCUUAUGAGGCUUACAAGAACAUAGAAGAUAUUCUUCUAAAGGUAGCUGCUCAGGUGCCUGACAGCGGUCCCUGUGUUACAUACAUCGGCAAAGGUGGUUCUGGCAAUUUCGUAAAGAUGAUCCAUAAUGGGAUCGAGUAUGGGGACAUGCAACUGAUCGCCGAAGCUUAUGAUGUGUUGAGGUCAGUCGGGAAGCUUACUAACGAAGAGUUGCAGCAAGUUUUCUCAGAGUGGAACAAGGGGGAACUCCUCAGCUUCUUGAUCGAGAUCACAGCCGACAUUUUCGGGGUAAAGGAUGAUAAUGGGGAUGGGUAUCUCGUCGACAAGGUCUUAGACAAGACGGGAAUGAAAGGUACUGGCAAAUGGACUGUGCAACAAGCAGCUGAGUUAUCGGUGGCUGCGCCAACCAUUGCAGCAUCUCUCGAUUCCAGGUUUCUCAGUGAAUUGAAAGAAGAAAGAGUUGCAGCUGCUAAAGUUUUCCAAUCAUGUGUCUUCGAGGGUGAGCCAGUCGACAAGAAGAAGCUAAUAGAUGAUGUGAGGCAAGCGCUUUAUGCCUCGAAAAUUUGUAGCUAUGCACAAGGCAUGAAUCUGAUAAGAGCAAAGAGCAUUGAGAAAGGGUGGGAUCUUAAGUUGGGGGAGCUUGCCAGAAUAUGGAAGGGAGGGUGCAUUAUCCGCGCAAUCUUCUUGGACCGGAUCAAGAAGGCCUACGAUAGGAACCCUGAGUUAUCGAGUCUGCUGGUGGAUCCUGAGUUUGCCAAAGAGAUACAAGAUCGCCAAUCGGCUUGGCGCCGAGUUGUUUGUCUUGCUAUCAACUCGGGCAUAAGCACUCCAGGGAUGUCAGCUAGUUUAGCUUACUUUGACACCUACAGGAGGGAAAGUGUGCCUGCCAAUUUGGUUCAAGCCCAAAGAGAUUACUUUGGAGCUCAUACAUAUGAGAGGAUUGACAUUCCUGGGGCUUUCCAUACCGAAUGGUUCAAGAUUGCGAAGCAGUCCAAGAUCUGAUCGCCUGCAUCACGUGCUAGUAGUAUCGGAUUUUCAGUUCUAAAAGCUUUCAAUCGUGCAAAUAACGUACAAUAUCAGGACCAGGCAAUUGAUUUAGCUGUAUAAUUAUCUGAGAAUGCUGUUUCAGUGGAUUCAUUUGAAGCCCUCUCAUUCGUAUUAUGGAUUAAGCUUUAGGGGUUAUUUUACCAGUUAAACUUAAACCUACCCUUAUGAUUUCAGAAACUCUGGUUGGAUUUUGUUUUCUAUCA
Molecule: messenger RNA, 1880 nt
Organism: Zingiber officinale
Lineage: Eukaryota; Viridiplantae; Streptophyta; Magnoliopsida; Zingiberales; Zingiberaceae
Product: 6-phosphogluconate dehydrogenase, decarboxylating 1-like
Exons: 2
Coding region: 16-1632 (538 amino acids)
Biological process (GO): pentose-phosphate shunt; pentose-phosphate shunt, oxidative branch
Cellular component (GO): cytosol
Molecular function (GO): NADP binding; phosphogluconate dehydrogenase (decarboxylating) activity
Source: RefSeq, a predicted model, not a curated record